GUUUUAAUUUUAGUUGGUUCAAGUCUCAUUAAGUUUCCAGAAAUUGCUAUUCGCUCACUUUCUUUCUCUCUCUCUUUACCUCCAACCUUAUAUUAGUCAAACACCCUUUCUUUCUUCUUCCCCCAACCUUCUUCCUUUGACACAAAAAUUUCCCAAAGUCCAACAAAACUCAAAUCCAAAUACCCUUUUUAGUAUUUAAUCCAAAGAGUUCACCUUUGUAUUCCUCUCGCAGUAGGGCAUCAUCUCACAGAAAAAAAAAAGUUAGAAAGAAAAGAAGAAAAAUGUUGCAGUUGUUCUUCACUGUGGCUUUCUCUGCGGUUCCUCUGACCCUUUACGUGCCACCAAUCCGAAGCCUGAACCUGUUUGUGGAAACCAUGGAAUAUGUUGUCAGAGAAUCAAGAACCUACAGGAAUCGAGUUUACCCUCGCCUACGCGUAGCUUGGUCUAGGAUGUUGGAUAUCAUGCUCUGCAACACAAGGUAGAUUCACAUGUCAAAGUUUCAACAAUUGAAAGAAGAAGAAAAAAAAAAAACCACAUCUUAUCUUAUUGUAAAUAUGUUUUUUCUUCUUGGACCCCUUGUUGUGGUUCUUUCUUGAUUGUUUUAAUUUUCAGUUUUUUUUUAAUCUUCUUUGAUUUAACAUCAAUUCCUAAUAAUCUACAUACAAUAAAGCUUGUACGGUGUUAUGAGUUUGUUUUAGAGCAGUUUUGCUCUUGCCGCGGAUUAAUAUGCAGUAGAAUUAAUUGUUGUAAUUUUUAUUUUUUUUUUUACUUUUUUUACAUUUUGAGGUGAUUCCAUUCGGUUGUGCUUCCUGUUCAAUGUUCGUUCCUCAAUGUAACCUUUGAAAGAAUAAUGGAAUUUUCUGUGGUCAUGGAAAUGUUGAGAAGUUUUUUUAA
Messenger RNA from Glycine soja, 894 nucleotides. RefSeq lists its product as uncharacterized. The record is from RefSeq and is a predicted model, not a curated record. The coding region runs from base 282 to 482 and encodes 66 amino acids. NCBI's taxonomy places the organism in Eukaryota, Viridiplantae, Streptophyta, Magnoliopsida, Fabales, Fabaceae. The transcript has a single exon.